Ixodes scapularis (black-legged tick) is the source of this 1691-nucleotide messenger RNA. It is a transcript of the gene Rpt2, whose product is annotated as 26S proteasome regulatory subunit 4. Bases 264 to 1598 code for a protein of 444 amino acids. Gene Ontology annotation, molecular function: proteasome-activating activity; ATP binding; ATP hydrolysis activity. The transcript is spliced from 8 exons. Lineage: Eukaryota; Metazoa; Arthropoda; Arachnida; Ixodida; Ixodidae. Gene Ontology annotation, cellular component: proteasome regulatory particle, base subcomplex. The record is from RefSeq and is a predicted model, not a curated record. Gene Ontology annotation, biological process: proteasome-mediated ubiquitin-dependent protein catabolic process.
GCUCCAACUGUGAUUGUUUGGUGGCUGCCAUCUUGGAACUCGUAUGUAUAUCUGGAGAUUAUGUCCUCAUUUUAAUUUAAUUUGCAUAAAAAUCUUGCAGCUUCAGUAUAACUACUUGUAUUUAUGUAAUAUUGAGUAUUUAACCUACAUCUUUAAAGCUUGCGUCACUAAAAUGUUAUGUGCGAAAUGUACUGUAUGUACUCUGUAGACGAGCCAGCACAUCGGGUAUCGACAUCGUCGGCAUCAUCAAAUCCACGGGAAUAAUGGGCCAAAAUCAGUCUCAAGGAGGGGGUCCCGGUGGUGGCAGCGGAGGGGACAAGAAAGACGACAAGGACAAGAAGCGCAAGUAUGAGCCGCCAAUCCCGAGCCGCGUGGGAAAGCGGAAGAAGCGCACCAGGGGACCGGAGGCCGCCAGCAAGUUACCUCUGGUGACCCCGCACACCCGGUGCCGGCUGAAGCUGCUGAAGCAGGAGCGCAUCAAGGACUACCUGCUGAUGGAGGAGGAAUUCUUGCGCAACCAGGAGCGGCUCAAGCCCCAGGAGGAGAAGCACGAGGAGGAGCGCUCCAAGGUGGACGACCUGCGAGGCUCGCCCAUGUCUGUGGGCACCCUGGAGGAGAUCAUCGACGACAACCAUGCCAUCGUGUCCACCUCGGUCGGCUCCGAACACUACGUGUCCAUGCUCUCCUUCGUAGACAAGGACCAGCUUGAGCCCGGCUGCUCCGUCCUCCUCAAUCACAAGGUCCAUGCGGUGGUUGGGGUGCUGUCGGAUGACGCAGACCCGAUGGUGGCGGUGAUGAAGCUGGAGAAGGCUCCGCAGGAGACGUACGCGGACAUUGGGGGCCUGGACCAGCAGAUCCAGGAGAUCAAGGAGUCGGUGGAGCUUCCGCUGACCCACCCGGAGUACUACGAGGAGAUGGGCAUCCGUCCCCCCAAGGGGGUCAUCCUCUACGGACCCCCUGGCACGGGCAAGACCCUGCUGGCCAAGGCCGUGGCAAACCAGACCUCUGCCACCUUCCUCAGGGUCGUCGGCUCGGAGCUCAUACAGAAGUACCUGGGUGACGGACCCAAGCUGGUGCGGGAACUGUUCCGCGUGGCGGAAGAACACGCCCCAUCCAUUGUUUUCAUCGACGAGAUUGAUGCUGUGGGAACCAAGCGGUAUGACUCCAACUCGGGGGGCGAGCGCGAGAUCCAGCGCACAAUGCUGGAGCUGCUGAACCAGCUGGACGGCUUCGACUCCCGGGGCGACGUGAAGGUGGUGAUGGCCACCAACCGCAUUGAAACCUUGGACCCGGCCCUGAUCCGACCGGGUCGCAUAGACCGCAAGAUCGAGUUCCCCCUGCCGGACGAGCGCACCCGCAAGCGCAUCUUCCAGAUCCACACAGCCCGGAUGACCCUGGCCGGGGACGUGCAGUGCGACGACCUCGUGGCUGCUAAGGACGAUCUCUCAGGAGCAGACAUCAAGGCCAUCUGCACGGAAGCCGGUCUGAUGGCGCUUCGCGAGCGGCGGAUGAAGGUGACGAGCGAGGACUUCCGCAAGUCCAAGGAAAACGUGCUUUACCGCAAGAAGGAGGGCAGUCCCGAAGGACUCUAUCUCUGACGACCGCCGCCUCGUGUUUCUGCUGCCCUAGACCGCGUUAAGUUGUGUGUACCAUCGAGAGCCUGCGAGUUAAUAAACGGGUUUGCGACUGUA